Messenger RNA from Cryptomeria japonica (Japanese cedar), 686 nucleotides. Its product is annotated as DNA-directed RNA polymerases II and IV subunit 5A. The transcript is spliced from 4 exons. Gene Ontology annotation, biological process: DNA-templated transcription. Lineage: Eukaryota; Viridiplantae; Streptophyta; Pinopsida; Cupressales; Cupressaceae. The record is from RefSeq and is a predicted model, not a curated record. The coding region runs from base 63 to 686 and encodes 207 amino acids. Gene Ontology annotation, cellular component: RNA polymerase III complex; RNA polymerase II, core complex; RNA polymerase I complex. Gene Ontology annotation, molecular function: DNA binding; DNA-directed RNA polymerase activity.
GUAAACCCUCUUCCCAAUUUUGAUGAUCAUUUGUGUCCUGUGUGGGGGAAGGAAAAAGGAAGAUGGAAUGUGCAGUUGGGUUAACAGGGGAGGGAAGAAAGCUUUACAGAAUCCGCCGCACGAUAAUGGAAAUGCUCAAAGACCGGGCUUAUGAUGUUCAUGACACUGAAAUUCAUAUGAGCGAAAGAGAUUUCAUUAAUAAGUUUGGAGAAAAUCCAACAAGGAGAGACUUCACUAUUCUCAAAUCCAGGAGGGCUGUCAAAGAUGAGAUAAUUGUACUGUUCCCUGAGGACGAAAAGCUUGGAAUGUCGACCAUAAAAGAUUACUACUCAAAUCUGGAAAAGGCCAAAAUAAAUCGGGCAGUUGUUGUAGUUAAGCAGAGCACUUCUCCCAUGGCCAGAAAAUUCGUUCUGAAUCAUACUAAACAUAAUAUAGAAAUCUUCAACGAAACAGAAUUGCUCAUUAACAUUAGCCGGCAUACAUUGGUUCCCACACAUCAAAUUCUAACCAGUGAAGAAAAGAGGACAUUGUUGGAUCGAUACACACUAAAAGAAACACAGCUUCCACGAAUACAGAAAAGUGAUGCAAUGGCUAGAUAUUUAGGGUUAGUACGUGGUCAAAUUGUAAAGAUCAUUCGACCCAGUGAAACAGCAGGAAGAUACGUGACUUAUCGUUAUGUUAUUUGA